CAAUCUGUGAUCGACUGAUCGCGUCGUCCGCCGUCAUCGCGAGCUCCCCAUGAUCCCGCAGCUGCAGCAGUGCGACUUUUCGUAUUUGUGUCUUGGUUUGCAGUUUUGAAAUAUUUCAACUGGCUACUUUCACGAGGAAUAAUGUGUCCUUGAAUAUUGUCUGCAAAGUAAAGGAACAUGGCGAUGUCGAGUCAGCUUGUGCUUCCCAUGACAUUAUGGGGCAAGCUGGCUCCAACUCAUUGCAUGUCAUCAAUUUUCAUAACGAGAGAUCAAAAGACUGUUGUAUCUGGAUGCAACGAUGGACAGAUCUGCGUCUGGGACAUCGUCAACAACAAAACGAUCGUACCUCGAAGUAUGUUGUUCGGCCACACUGCCCCGGUACUGUGUCUUUCGAGCGGAGCGCUCUCCGGUGACAGUUCCUUGCUCGUCAGCAGCUCCGAGGCUGGGGAGAUGUCCCUGUGGGACUUGUCGGAUGGCCGUUGUUUGGAGAACACCAAGCUGCCCUACGUGCAUACCAACAUUCAGUCGUACAUAUUGAACGAGACGACGCACCUGUUUUGCAACGGCUACUACGCGGAAGUCCUCGUGUUGGACGUGAUGACGCUCACGGUGACAUUGACGUUGACAUCACGCGUCAGCCCCGACUGGAUCAGUGCCAUGCAUGUCGUGCGUCUCUCCAAUGAUGACACCGUAUUUGGGCUUUCAGUGUCUGGUACUGUCAAAGUGUGGAAAAUCAACCUAGAUGAAAUGCAGGGCACAGAUCAAGUGUACGAAGUGGAGUCGAAGCCGAUCCGCUGCCUCAACGCGCUGCGCUUGACGUGCUGCACCUUCAAUCAGCGCACAUUACUGGUCGUCUGUGCAAAGUACUGGCAGGUUUACGAUGCUGCAGACUACUCUCUGCUCUGCACGAUGGACAACCGUCCCGGUGAACGGUGGGUCGGUGGAGAUUUCUUUGCCUCGGAUCGGGUGGUUGCCUGGAGUGACCGCGGCCACGGAUAUCUCUUCCAACUUCCACCAAAUGCUGUGGCCGAAAGCAAGGAUUUUCACAGGGCUUCAAAGGCUGGACCCUUCCUCUACUGCAAACUGCAUGUUGCCGAUGAUGAGCACCUAGUGUGUCCACCUGCCAUGGCCUACCACUUAGGGAACCGUGGUGGAUUCCAACGCAUUCUUCUUCGAGGUGACUCCAACGGACGAGUGGCCCUUUGGAACAUCCACGAUGUGAGCGCCUCCGACAUAGCUCGGCUCAAGCAAGAAGCUGCAGCUGCAGUGCUAGCAUUGGGUCCCACCCUCACAAUGAGCCUGCAGGAAGCAUGGAACAAGAUGAAGCCACUGCCUCCAGGAAUUCUUGACAACAUGGAGGAAGGAGUGGAAGAAUUGAAGCUGACAGCCAGCGUGUACCUGCCACUGCAGGGACGCUUAGUGGUGGGGAGAGAAGAUGGUAGCAUCAUCAUUGUUGCCGCCACUCAAGCUGUCAUGCUGCAGUUGCUCUAUGGGAAGCACCACCACGACGAUCAGCCGACACAUCAGGUGCUGCACGGUCAUUCCGGGAAGGUGACCUGUCUACUUUACCCACACCACAUGCACCCACGUUACGAGAUGGCCCAUCUUGUAUCUGGAGGAGUAGACUUCUCUGUCUGCCUCUGGGAUCUCUACACUGGAACUUUGCUCCAUCGCUUCUGCUUGCAUGCCGGAGAGGUGCAGCAGCUUUUGGUGCCUCCAAACAACUGCAGUGGCCGCAUUCAGCAGUGCGUGUGCAGCAUCGCGAGUGACCAUUCUGUGGCCCUGGUUGGGCUCAAGGAACGAAAAUGUGUCAUGCUGGCAUCGAGACACCUUUUCCCCGUGGUACAGAUUAAAUGGCGACCCUUCGAUGACUUCAUGGUCGUCGGCUGUUCCGAUGGAUCUGUCUACGUUUGGCAGAUGGAGACAGGGCACUUGGACCGUGUCCUGCAGGGCCUAGCAGCAGAGGACGUGCUGAAUGCAUGCGAUGAACAGGGUACCAAUCAAGGAGGAGACAAGCUCAGUAAUCCGGCUCUGCAUCUCCUGCGAGGCCUGCGGCACCGUAACAUGGCAGCUAUCCGCCAUGCUGCUCAGAGGGGACUCGACCACCUUCACCAUCACCACCACAACCAGCAGCACCAAAACCACGACUCAACGGACGUGUCACGUUCUCGAGCUCAUCCCCUCAUCAUUCAGGGGUUGCGCACAAACCCCGUUGAUCAAGACAGCCACGUGCUUUUCUUCGACAUUGAAGCGCUCAUUGGGUGCUUGGUGGUUCUAAAAUUGAAACAACAAUCGGAGGCUCACGGUUCUAAGCUUCACAACAAGGAUGUCUCUGAGCUUCUCAAUGAGUUCAAAGUGCAACUCCUUUCCGAAGAAUACGCCCUUAUGUCGCCAGGAACAUUAGAAGCCCAAGGGCUGACCAACCAAACGGAACAUCACAAGUAUCUCAGCCUUUCUUCCUCAUCUGAAUCCCACAGGAAGCUUUCAGGUUUCAUUGCCAAAGUGAAGGACACUGCUGAAAGUGCGGCAUCAAAGAUCCAAGCUAAAGCUGAAAGCGUUGGCUUGAAAACUCCUCAAGUGGAUGCUGCUACAAAGAAUGCUCAUGGCAAAGCGGCUCAAGGAAACAAGCCUAAGCAGUUAAGCUUGGCCGACACCAACCUGACAAUGGAAAUUGCUCAGUUGUUGCUGUCCUUGCUGCAUGCUUGGGGACUUGACCCAACUCUAGACAAGGUGUGUGAGAGCAAACUGGGCUUGCUUUGCCCCAUGCGACCGAUCUGCUUUGGGUUGGUGUCCCGUGGUGGUCAUAUGUGUCUCUUGCUGCCCACCCAUGUCUACAAGCUGGUGCCAUGUGACGUUUCUCAGCUGUCUGCUGCCUCAGCUGCAAAGAAAUCUAAAGUUGUGAUGCCCAUCCCAAAGGAACAGCUAGACGAAGAAGAGCGUGCGCGCAAGUUUUCCUCCAGGGGCCACUGGGAGCUGUCGACGGCCAUGACCACCAACCACCUGCUGUCUGUAAUUGCAUUGGCAAACACCCUCAUGUCCAUGAACAGUGCCACUUUCGUUCCCGAACAAGAAAAACGUCGAAAGCUGCACAGACGUCUGAGCAGAGCAGACAGUGGGGCUUUCCUGUUUGCCGCAAUGGAGCGUGGAGGACGUUCGGUGGACAGCACAGGGGCCCUGGCUGUCAUACAGGAGGCUCUAACCCAGCAGCAGGCCCACAUUAAGCAGGGUUGGAGUCUCCUGGCUGCCCUCCACUGUGUCCUCUUGCCCGACCUAGUUGCCACACCAGACUUCAAACGGCCACAAGUGGAGAUCCUCGCUCGCCGAUGGCAGGAUCGAUGCCUCGAGGUUCGUGAGGCAGCUCAAGCCCUCUUGCUGGCUGAGCUUCGUCGCAUUGGGCCCAAGGGUCGCAAGGCAGUGGUGGAUGAGUGGGCGUGCUACCUGCCAAACUACGGGGAGUCCUUCACACAGCCUCAUCAUCAUCUAACGCAUCAAACUGUGCCGCCGUAUGCUGCUGCUGCUACACCACAGAUGCCUGGUGUCCCUCCGGUAACACCAUUGGCUGCAGAUGGGGGCAACGCGUUUCCAUCAGCCAGUCGGACCUCUUCUCUGGCCAGCACUCCAUCAGGCAAGGGAGAGUUGAUCCGUGGACCAGAAGGUCACAAUUCUUCUGAAGACGAAGAUGAAGAAGAGAGGGAAGGUGGAGAAACGGUGUCGCGUCAAAUGGGCAGUGCAACGGAGGCACGACGCAAACAGUCGACGGCCAUUGUGUUGCUGGCAGUGAUUGGAGCAGAGUACGGUCACGAGAUUGAGCAAAGCAAGCGGCGCACGGCGGAUGAUCAGAAAAAGAAGUCUCUCGUCGUGGAUGGUUUUGGCCCUAUUGGGCCCUUGGCUUGGCACACCAGCCAGGCAUUAGCCUACUUGCUGCUUAUGCCACCGAGCCCAUCACUUCCUGCUCACACCAACCUGCGACGCGCAGCCAUCGACCUCAUCGGUCGAGGCUUCACGGUCUGGGAGGCGUACCUCGACGUGUCACGCGUCCUACUGGCCCUCCUGGAGCUCUGCUGUGACUCCGAUAAGCUUGUACCCAGCAUGUCGUACGGGCUCCCACUGACUCCUGCGGCUGACUCGUGCCGAACAGCCCGGCACGCAUUGUCCCUGAUAGCAACUGCACGCCCUCCUGCCUUCAUCACGUCCUUGGCCAGGGAGGUUGCAAGAUAUAACACCCUGGCCCAGAAUGCACAGUCGCUCAACAUAUCCCUCCAUCAGACAGUGUUGAGCCGAGCUCGGCCAGAGAUCCUGCGCAUCGUCGAGCUGCUCAUCGAUAAGAUGCAGACGGAGGUUGCGGAGUUACUCGUUGAGGUUAUGGACAUAGUAAUCCACUGUCUCGACCCAACGCAGCUCAAGAUGAAGGGCCUUGUUGAAAUAUUCCCAGCCAUUUGCAAGUUCAACAACGUAAGCUACUGUGGGCUCACACGACGCAUUGCAGUAGGAGCCAAGAACGGCAAUUUGGCCCUGUAUGAACUACGCACAUCCAAGUCCCAGAAUAUCCCAGCGCAUUCGUCCGCUGUGGUGGCAUGUGCAUUCUCCCCGGAUGGAAAAUACUUGUCAACUUAUUCCAGCGGCGAAAAUAAGCUCUGCUUUUGGCAGACAGCAGCGGGUCUGUUUGGCCUGGGAAACGCGCAGACACGUUGCGUGCGAACGUACGCAACACCCCCGCUGUCAGAGAGCGUCAGGGCUAACCCCCUCAAGAUGGCCCGCUUGGUGUGGGUCACCAGUCGCCUUGUCAUCAUCCUUCUACCUGAUGGCAUCGAACACAGAUUCAGCCUCAGUUAAGCCUCAGCCUUCCUCCAAGUAUACACUCUUUGCUUGUUUCCACACCAUACUAUACUGAGAGAUGGCAUUUUCUCAGACUUGUUACUGCUGCACUUGAUUUGAUUGGCCACGACUGGUCAUAUGAUUGAUGGAUUGUGAUUAUAAUCGAAUCUGUUUUCUACUACUAUCAUUCCAGCAGCUGUCAGUUUCUCAUUCGAUGGAUUAUAAAUGGGUCCUUCUUUUGGAAUAUCCACAGACAUCCACCCAAAAGUAAAACAUAAGAAAAAGAUGUCAUAUUGCGUGUGCAUACUGUUCAUGAUACAGGAUCUGCAAAAAUGACCACCAUACUGUUUUUACUGCGCAUAAAUAUGUUGUAUAAUACUUUGCAUGCUUAAUGUAUGAUCAUGCUGUAGAUGUGUUUAGCCUUCUUGAAUGCAAUCGAAGGGUGUCUCUCAUCAUCCACAUAUCUUCUGCAGACCUUGUUUCCUAGCAUGCAGUUCUGUACCGCCUUGCAGCCGUUGACCUCAACUAUACGUCAACAAUAUUGGUCAACUAUGGUUUGCAACAUGAUCGAAAGUGUCUCUUGAAUUUGCUAGUGAUUAUUAUUACUGCGUUAUUAUUGUGAGGAAAUGGACGAUGAGCCUCGUCUCAAGCUUACGCUUGCUUUUUGAGCAAACUUGCGAAAGCUUGACUGAAACGCUGCGUUAAGCACCUUAGCUACUACCAUCGUAAGUGGAAUACUGUGUGGACGUGAUUGUCUUCGAGUUAUUGAGAGUGAAAUAUGUGACUAUCGAGACACAGCCCAGAUGUGUCUGCAAACAAAUGUAUCGUUAAUUAGGUGGGAUAAAACAGGAAGGGCAACUGUUCUUUUUGCAGGUGUCAUCCCACCUUCAUGCUGUAGCUUUCUCAGGAUCUGCUUUGGAGAUUUCUUAUGAUGGUUUAUGUACACAUAAUGUUACACGAUGAAACAAUGUUAUUCCCGAAUCUCUAGUCAUAUAUAGUGGUGCAAUAAAAUCUGGAUAAAGUU
Ornithodoros turicata is the source of this 5839-nucleotide messenger RNA. It is a transcript of the gene Rbcn-3B, whose product is annotated as WD repeat-containing protein 7-like. Gene Ontology annotation, cellular component: cytoplasm. The transcript is spliced from 31 exons. Gene Ontology annotation, molecular function: protein binding. Bases 178 to 4833 code for a protein of 1551 amino acids. The record is from RefSeq and is a predicted model, not a curated record. NCBI's taxonomy places the organism in Eukaryota, Metazoa, Arthropoda, Arachnida, Ixodida, Argasidae.